Messenger RNA from Nothoprocta perdicaria, 4110 nucleotides. RefSeq names its product dynein cytoplasmic 1 light intermediate chain 2 (gene DYNC1LI2). Gene Ontology annotation, biological process: microtubule-based movement; microtubule cytoskeleton organization. Gene Ontology annotation, cellular component: centrosome; cytoplasmic dynein complex. The record is from RefSeq and is a predicted model, not a curated record. Lineage: Eukaryota; Metazoa; Chordata; Aves; Tinamiformes; Tinamidae. Gene Ontology annotation, molecular function: dynein heavy chain binding. The transcript has 12 exons. Bases 99 to 1370 code for a protein of 423 amino acids.
CCAUCCUCAGCGAAGUGUCCACCCGCUCGAGGUCUAAGCUGCCAUCGGGCAAAAAUAUUCUUGUUUUUGGUGAUGAUGGUUCAGGUAAAACCACACUUAUGGCUAAAAUACAGGGAGCAGAACACGGCAAGAAGGGAAGAGGGCUGGAAUAUUUAUAUCUAAAUAUUCAUGAUGAAGACAGAGAUGAUCACACUCGCUGUAACGUUUGGAUUCUUGAUGGAGACCUAUAUCAUAAAGGGCUGUUGAAGUUUGCGGUUUCUGCAGAAUCCCUGCAAGACACCAUUGUAGUCUUUGUUGCGGAUAUGUCUAGACCUUGGACUGUUAUGGAGUCUUUACAGAAGUGGGCCAGUGUCUUGCAAGAACAUAUUGAUAAGCUGAAAAUUCCUCCAGAAGAGAUGAGGGACAUGGAACAGAAGUUUAUAAAAGAGUUUCAAGAAUAUGUAGAACCUGAAGAAAGCUACCAAGGAUCACCGCAGAGAAGAGGCCCCUCUUCUGGUCAAGAGGAUGAGAGUGUUUCUUUGCCACUUGGAGAAAAUGUGCUGACCCACAACCUUGGUAUUCCUGUGCUGGUAGUUUGUACAAAAUGUGAUGCAGUGAGUGUACUAGAGAAGGAGCAUGAUUACCGAGAAGAACACUUUGACUUCAUUCAGUCACAUAUUCGUCGAUUUUGCUUACAGUAUGGAGCUGCCUUGAUUUAUACAUCAGUUAAAGAGGAAAAGAAUCUUGACCUGUUGUAUAAGUACAUUGUACAUAAAACAUACGGUUUUCAGUUUACCACACCUGCCUUAGUGGUAGAAAAAGAUGCGGUUUUUAUACCUGCUGGUUGGGACAAUGAAAAGAAAAUUGCCAUUUUACAUGAAAACUUCACAACAGUGAAACCAGAAGAUGCGUAUGAGGACUUCAUUGUAAAACCUCCUGUAAGAAAGUUAGUCCAUGAUAAAGAGUUGGCGGCAGAAGAUGAACAAGUAUUUCUUAUGAAGCAACAGUCAUUCCUUGCCAAGCAGCCAGCAACGCCUACAAGAGCAUCAGAAUCUCCUGCAAGAGGACCAGCAGGAUCCCCAAGAACUCAAGGCAGAGCUGGUCCCACCAAUGUACCUAGUGCCUCACCAAUAACAUCAGUUAAGAAACCGGAUCCAAAUAUUAAAAAUAAUGCUGCAAGUGAAGGUGUCUUGGCUAGUUUCUUUAACAGUCUUUUGAGCAAGAAGACUGGCUCUCCUGGGAGCCCCAGUGCUGGAGGAGUGCAAAGUGCAGCCAAGAAAUCAGGACAAAAAACAGUUUUGACAAAUGUUCAAGAGGAAUUGGACAGGAUGACUCGCAAGCCAGAUUCUAUGGUAACAACAAACUCUCCUCCAACAGAGAAUGAAGCUUGAUAACGCUUAAAAAUGCAUAUGUAAAUGACCAAAUAACUAUGUAUAUUGAUCUGAUAAGACCAGGAAUUUUCUGCUAUGGCAGAUGCUAUCAGUUUUUUGGGGCAGGGGAAAUGAGCUUACUAUGUCAUUGCCUUGUCCCAGUAAAAAGUGCACAUUCAGGAAGUUUGCAUAUAAAAUCCCUCUGUAUAAGAUAACCAUUUAGAGUUUAUAUAGGGCAAUUCUUUUGAUUUUGGAGGUAAGCAAGUGCAGCUGCAUUUCCUGUUGUGAAGAGCACAGAGAAGCAAAAUGCAGAAUUAUUAGUGAAAUACUACUACGACUGACUGCACACAAGGCAAGAAAGAGAAAUGAAAUCCUUCUUCAGAGCUAAUGGAAUCGGCUACUUGUAUGUUUGCAAAUGCGUAAUAUGCUGGAAAGGUGGUGGUGGUGUAACAGCAUUAACUAGAUGAAAGAGGCUAGGUGGGGAAUGCAUCCCUAAAAGGGGAAAUGGAUCUGAUUCAGUAAGAAGCUAGAAUGUUGGAGUGACUGGAGAGGAGCAAUGUUUUUAAAUCCUGUGUUCCACAUAGGGUAAAUAAUCACUGUUUUAAAAAGACUACUUUGUUGGAGAUUUCCAAGCCAAACACAAAACAUCAUGGGAAUUUAUUUUUAUUUUAUUUUAAUUUAGUUUUUUUAAAAAAAGGUCUAAGAGUGUGGAUGCCCUUUCUGGUGUAGCUGACAAAGGGAGAAACUAUAACUUGUUUAGAUCCAAGUGCCUGGCACAGUGUGUGAUGUGUCUUUAGAAGGUGCUUGAACUUAUUGUGCACUGUAGUACAAACAGUCACUGUUUGGUUUUAUUUUAAAAACGGUAGUUUGGCAAUUUGUAUUUAAUUUUAAGUCCUGUUUUCUGAUAGCUUCUGCCUUUUUUUAUGCCAAGAGGCUAGCCUAUGAAGAAUGGUAGGUGACAUAUCAUUUUCCCAUAAUGAAAUGUGCUACAGAAUACUCGGUAUUUUUUUCUUAGUUUUUGUAACUAAAUUUUAGCUACCAAGCUAAAUUGAUUCCUGCCUUAUACCUGUGGAGGUUUUAAAAAAACUUUCAAGGCCCUUGUUUCAACCACAUCUGCUGCAAGUGCAGCCAACUUGAAUUCUGAAGGUAACCCAAAAAGGUAUGAAUGUGUACGUGAUGAACACGGAGCCAAUAACUGACUUUGUGUUUCCUUUAAUGUAGCAUUUCAUUUGGAAAGAUGGGUUCUAGUUGUCCCCGUAGCUGCAGUGGAGUUCUGUCCAUGGUCACCUAACACUGUCAUUCUGUAAAAUCAAACAAAACUGCUAAGGUUACUGAAAUGGCACUUUGAUUUUAUAUACGGUAUGCUUGUUUUCCAUGUACACACUACCAUAAAUUAAGAAUACCAAGCAUAUUCUGUUCUCUUAACGCUGAAGGGAAAAACCACAAUUUGAAUUAUGCAGAGUUUACUUUUUAUUGAUAUGAACUUGUACUAAAUCGGAUGUCUGGAUAUAACUUCCUUAAUAUAUAUUGUUACUUAAAUACACAGACUUAGAUUGACCACUAACACAGUACUGGUUGUUAACUUCAAAUCCUAUGUUACAUCAAGAGGCUGUUCUUGUAAGUCUGUCUAAAUAUUAUCUAGAAAGCUAAGAGUAUUUACUUGCCUCUUUGACAAACGUUAACAUAAGUAUGUUAUUUGUGCCAGUUUUUUGUUGAAAAUAUUAUAAUUUUUUUUACUUUUUUUAAAAUAAAAGGUAUGACCUCAAGUUACAUAGUUGUCUAGGUAGCAGUUAAACUAAGCCUCCGGAUGGCUAGCACCAUGUGAAUGUACUUCCUGGUGUAGUGGGUGCCAGUUGCAAGUUACUGCACCAGAAGAAGUAAUAACAUACUGUCCUUCUGACACUAAAAGUUUAGACUGGAGACUAAACAUCAAAAGCAAGACAGGAAUAUUGAAAAAGUGUGAUCACAAUAGGAUAAUAGGAUAUAGUUUAAAAACCUCAGUACAAAACUGCUUUUUUUGGGGGUAGGGCUGGGGGGUGGGUAUUUUAUCGUGAUAAGCACUUUCUCUAGCAGUAUGGCUAAAACCUACAAUUGAAGUAUUUUCCUUUUUUGUAAGAAUGUUAAAUUUACUAAAAUUCAUCAAAACUAAUAAUGUAUGAUAACAUACCAAUUUUGCAGAAAGAUGAUUCUGACAAAACAGAUUUCUUGUUUCUAACUGCAAGUGAAUGCUCCUAGUUUGUUGAAAGAAAUUUGUAAGUAACAUCGCAUCCUGUGGUUGCCAAAGUCUGUCAGCUUUGGUGAGCUGCACAAUUGUUCUUCUGGUGUCUUCAAGCAUUGGAACCAAAGGCCAAAUUGCAAACAGCCUUUACAUUUUCAAGUGAAACUUCAUUUUAUUUGCAGAUACACUUGUAUGGUAGACUGUUUAAACUAUUAUAUGACUAUAUUUAUAUGCAUUAUAGUGACUGCAUCUACUGUUCAUGUUUAAACUAAGAAAACAAAAGAUGAAAUUAUCAACUUGAAGCAAUUAAAAAGUUUAAGGAUUGGCCCUCCAUAAAAAUGCUAUGGUUAUGCUGCUUGAUUUUAAGUUUGCACUUUUUUUUUAUUGGCGUUUUAAAAGCUGUUUAAACUGAACAGAAUUUCGUAUUUUAUUUAAUUUAACUACAUUGAAAGUGACUGCUUUGUACAUCAUGAACUUAACAAUAUAAAUGCUGUAAAUGAAAGUUCACUGUCAUGUGUACUAAGGUUAUUGAUUUAUUUUUUU